Paramecium octaurelia is the source of this 2126-nucleotide messenger RNA. The record is from the annotation of a GenBank genome assembly. NCBI's taxonomy places the organism in Eukaryota, Ciliophora, Oligohymenophorea, Peniculida, Parameciidae.
AUGUAAUAAUCAAUAGCAUUUAAAGUUUUUAAGAAUUUCGAUAUUUUUGGACAAAAUAUCCAAUUGAAUUUCAAUGGUGAUGAUUCUUACCAAACAGCCACAGGAGGUAUUUUUUCGAUUACGAUCAUCGCUGUCAUUGCCUUCUUUUUCUAGCAAAAUAUUGUAGAUUUCUUGAGUAAAAAUUAUGUCAAUUUGGAUGUGCAAACCUUAUUUGAUGCGAAUCCAGAUGACAUAAUCUUUAAUGACGAUAAUUACAUGUUCGCCUUAGCCAUCGAAUAAAGCAAAUUUAACACCAAUCCUUACUUCAACAUCACUCUUAAAUAAAGAAUCUAUACAAGGCUAAACAAUGGAACAACAGUCAAAUAAGAUUCAUUCAUAGAUCUGAUACCUUGCACUAUUGACAGAUUUCAAAACAUAUUUAAUAAUUAAAAUUUCACCGAUCAAUUUAUCUCUCUCGGAUUGUCAGAAUGGUUAUGUCCUCAAUACAAUUAUUCAAUCAGAUUAUCAGGAGGAUACACCAGUCAACUAUUUUAAUUCACAAAAGUAACUGUCUCUGAAUGUUCAAAUAAUACUGGCAAUAAUCAAAUCCUAACUUGGAAACCAAAAUGCGCGAGUUCAUCUGAAAGAGAAGCUCAUUUAAACACCGAUCGCUCAUUCAGAAUCAAGAUGUACUUCUCUCCAUUUUAUCUACUAGGUAUAUGACCAACACCAUCAUCAAUCCAUUGCAACCAAAAAACAUAUCCCAGGUCUUCCUUGAUGAUGAACUAUUCUUUUCCUUCCUCUUGCUCACUGGAACAGAAACAGAUGUGUUUUAUCAAAAGUAUAAUGUCACCACCAAUCAAAACAUAUUCCCCUACAUCGAAGAUAAUUAGGAACAAUAAUUCAACAUCAAACAACAAGGAGAUUUUAAAGUCAGCAAUGUCUAAAACAGUGGUUCAUCCUACUCCGCCAUUUACAUGAGAAGAAGUCCGUACACUUAUUCAGUCAAGAGGGAUUUUCAAGAUCUAGCUGAUUUACUCUCCUAUUUGGGUGGUUUUGCCAACAUUGUUGUCAUGAUCUUCGGGUUCUUUAUUUCCUUCUACAAUAAAUCUUAAUGUAUAUACUCAAUCCAAUUAUGUAGUCAUGAUAGAGUUGGCAAAUUAAGUCUACGAUUUCCCAAUUAAGAAUAUAAACAACAUCGAUACUCAGUAGAGAAAAGAAAUCAAAAAGACCAUAGCCAGAGCCAAAAGCAGAACAAUUAUAUAAAAGCCAAACACUCAAAAUUCGUAAUUAGAAUCACCAAAAUAUAAUCAAAAUCAGUAAUUUAUUAUCAAUGAAACUGCUAAAUAAGAUGAUUAAUGCGUGACAAAAUAGGACGAAUAACACACCUUUUAAUAAGAACAAGAAAAAAUCAUUUAGUAAUUAGGUAUCACUGAUAGAAAGAGCUAUUUAACUUAAUAGAUUGAAAAGAUCCUAAAUAGAAGUCGCCCUAUUUUCUUCAAUUGCAGAUAUAUUUUAUACCAACUCUUCUGUUAAAGAUUCUUCUAUGAUAGGAACAGUAUAUUACUAUAAAAAGCUAUGUAAAUCAAAGUAUAUCUAAUUUAGUAAAAACAUCAAUCAAGACUUAGAUCUUUGUGUUAUCAUUGAUAAAGUCAAGGAAAUUAACUUGUUGAAGGAACUGUUAUUAACUGAAGAUCAAUUAGUGUUAUUUGAUUUUGCUCCCAAAGAGGUUAUAAAUUUAGAAGAGGACAAAAAGUUAACUACCAGGAAUUUAGCCAGGAACACUCUCAGAAAUUUUCACCAGAUCUCCAGUAUACUUAACAAUAAGGAUGAACAAAAUAAGUCUAAUCAAUCAAUAAAUACUUACUAUAAGCUUUUUCAGGUGAUUGCUCAAUUUAUUAUAGGCUUAUGAUCGCAUUCAUUAAGCAUUGUAAUAGAAUGAUAAGAUCAAUGAAAAGUUGAUUGGGAAGUUGGGACAAGAGGUUCGAGAUAUUUUUGAAGUUUCUCAGUUUAUUUAAUGGGAAAACAACAGGAAAUUGAAUAGUGAGCCUUUGGAUGAUGAGUUUUAAUGUGAUUCUGUAAACUCCGAUCCUCCUUGCAUUACUAGUCUAGAUUAAUUUAAAGUUAAUUUUAAAUUAAAUAGUUGA